This is a messenger RNA of Acaulospora colombiana, 275 nucleotides long. The record is from the annotation of a GenBank genome assembly. Lineage: Eukaryota; Fungi; Glomeromycota; Glomeromycetes; Diversisporales; Acaulosporaceae.
GCCAAAGAAAAGAUUUGACGGGUGUUAUUAAUAACGGAGAAAUUUAUUUGUUUGGGGGGACUGAUGAAAAUCAGACGAUUUGGUAUGAUGAUAUGGUGAUAUUGGAUACCCUUCAUUUUGCAUGGAAUAAUGGAGUGAAUGCAACGAUAGUGUCGAACCCUAGAGCUGGUUAUGCUGCAGUUCUGUUAAAUGAUGGAAGGGUAAUUUAUAUUGGGGGCUUGAACGGUAAACAGAGUUUUGUGCCGAUGGAUCAAGUGAGAGCACAUUUCUUUUGA